Dreissena polymorpha is the source of this 1062-nucleotide messenger RNA. RefSeq names its product complement C1q-like protein 4. NCBI's taxonomy places the organism in Eukaryota, Metazoa, Mollusca, Bivalvia, Myida, Dreissenidae. The record is from RefSeq and is a predicted model, not a curated record. Gene Ontology annotation, molecular function: protein binding. The transcript is spliced from 3 exons. Bases 31 to 687 code for a protein of 218 amino acids.
CAGAGACUGUUUUAUACAGGUCCAGUAACAAUGGUAACUUGCAAAGCAAGACUCGUACUUUUGGGGUUCAUCCUUUAUGUACAAGUAUAUGGAUUAGAAAGGCAGAGCGAAGAGCCAUCAUGUUACUCAAGGUUUGAUUUUGAGUACAAGCUUCUCGCUAAAGUCGUCGCAUUGGAGACCACUGCUGCGAAACUCGAAGACGUGAUCAGUCACAUUGAGCAAAAGAUUGAUGACACGAACAAAAAGCUGGUCAACCAGAACAAACAAUUGGAAUACAUGCUGGGUUCCGCAACAUCUGUCGCAUUCCAAGCUUUUCUGAGCAAAAACGUCGCCUUUCCCCAGAUCAGUGUUGUCAUCUUCGACGUCGUUCCUGUUAACCUCGGCAACGCGUACAACCCAAUCACGGGAAUCUUCACAGCUCCUGUCAACGGCACAUACCUCUUUGCCAUGUCAAUCGGAAACCCGACUGGGAAACCGAGCACGAUUAGAAUGAAGAAGAACCAAGAAUACAUAGCUUACGCCUUUGCAGGUUGGACGAGUGGCUGGGAUCAAGGUAGCCAGACAACUGUAGUGCGCAUGUCCGUUGGUGACGUCAUGUUUGUGGAGGGGGAAAAUCACGUGUCGGGAAAUGCCCUUGAGUUCGGAAAACACUCAAGCAUGACUGGGACACUCAUAAACAAGUGUUAAGAUAACUAGGCAUACAUUUAAUUGAAUUGGACUUUAAAGCGAGUAUAUAAGAUGUCAUUGCAUUUUUAAACAACAUUUAAAAUGUUGAUGAUCAAAGGACUAGAUUAAACCCUAAAAUUGGUACUGCAUUUCAUGGAAAUAAUCAAUGUCUGAUUAGUGGUUUCAUUUUAAGAUAUAUAAUAUAUUUUAUUCUACAUUAUACAUGUAUAAUCAUUGAUUGGUGCAUGUUUGAGACAGAUGAAUUUGGACAUUAUACUCGUAUAAACUCGUUUUAUCCAAUGAUUUUUUAUAAAGUGAAAAUUGGAAUAAAGUCUUUCCAUGAUGCUAUGAUUGUUUUCAUAAUUUUAAUUACUGGUUUUUAAAAUAUAUAAGCUA